This is a messenger RNA of Exophiala bonariae, 1095 nucleotides long. RefSeq lists its product as uncharacterized. Gene Ontology annotation, cellular component: nucleus. The transcript has 3 exons. Bases 1 to 1095 code for a protein of 364 amino acids. The record is from RefSeq and is a predicted model, not a curated record. Lineage: Eukaryota; Fungi; Ascomycota; Eurotiomycetes; Chaetothyriales; Herpotrichiellaceae.
AUGACUUCCAAAUUAAUAGUCGUUGUCGGCGCCACUGGUACACAGGGCGGCUCUGUGGUACGCACAUUUUCGAAAAUCCCUGGCUGGGAGGUUCGAGCCAUAACACGCAAACCUGAUUCAGAGGCAGCUCGAAGGUUGAAAAACUCGACGCCGAACAUCACAAUCUACAAGGCGGAUUUGGAUGAUGUCGAGUCCCUGAAAGCAGCAUUCGAGGGAGCCGAUGCAAUCUUCGGCGUGACGGAUUUCUGGCAAUUUGUUCCACAAUACCGAGGUAACACACAAGAGGUAUGGGAUCAGGCUAAGGCCCAAUACAGUCACGGAGUGCCUUUGGAUACCAGCAACGCCAAAGCAACUUGGAAUGAGGUAUGCUACCUUCGAGAGUUCCAACAAGGAAAGAACAUAAUCGACGCUGCUGCACAUGCAGUUCCAGGACUUGAGACACUUGUCCUCAGCUCAUUAAGUGAUGCACAAAAGGCCAGUAAUGGCAAAUAUACUUGGGUGUACCACUUCGACAGCAAGGCUCACUACGUCAAAUACUUGAAAUCGAAAGCGGAGAGUGGAGAGUCAAGUUACCAGUUACUGCUGAAGAAAACGAGCUACCUGCAGAUGGGUUAUUACCUAGAUAACUGGAAGAUGAACCCUUUUUUCACUCCUAAGAAGGGGGAGGAUGGCACAGUUCUCUUUAGGUCCUUCGACCCAAUUGACACAGGAAAGGCCGAACAUCCGACGCCUUUUGUCCAUCCACCGACAGACACUGGCCCUUUCGUCGAAGCGCUGGUCCUCAAGGCAGCUCCAGGCACCGUAUUACUUGGGACUUCCGGUCCAAUGCCCUUCAACGAUUACAUCAAGUUAUGGGGCCAGAUCCAGGGUUUCGAGACUAACGUCCAGUAUGUGAGCAGCGAUCAAGUGGUCGAACUAUGGCCAGAUGGGUUUGGACUUGAGCUCGCCCAAACCGCUAGUUAUGUUCGGGAUUACGGCUGGGAUGGGGGUGAGAGAGCCAUCUUGCCAGAGCAAGCCGGUGUGGAUUUGAGUGCGUUAACAGACGUUACAUCGUACAUCAAAAGCACUGACUGGAGCUCUGUCCUAAAUAACUGA